AUGGCUGCCAAGGUUCUCGACUACAGCACCGCCCUUGACGUGCUCAAGGAGUACAAGUCCAGAGAUGGACUCGACAUCCACGAGCUCAUGGACACAGCCAAGCAUGGUGGUCUCACCUACAAUGACUUCCUGCUGCUGCCUGGCUACAUUGGCUUCCCUGCCUCCGCCGUUGUGCUUGAUUCGCCCGUCACCAAGCGAAUCACCCUCAAGACUCCUUUCGUGUCCUCCCCCAUGGACACAGUUACUGAGCACGAGAUGGCCAUUCACAUGGCUCUCCAAGGCGGUCUCGGUGUGAUUCACCACAACUGCUCCCCCGAGGCUCAGGCCGACAUGGUCCGCAAGGUCAAGCGUUACGAGAACGGUUUCAUCGCAGACCCCGUCGUCAUCGACCGCAACACCACUGUCGGCGAGGCCAAACUGCUUAAGGAGAAGUGGGGUUUCGGUGGUUUCCCUGUCACAGAAUCCGGCAAGCUGGGCUCCAAGCUCCUUGGUAUUGUUACCAACCGUGAUAUCCAGUUCGAGGACGAUGCUAGCGUCCCCGUGUCCGAAGUCAUGGUGACCGAUCUCAUCACGGCCCAGGCUGGUGUCAACCUGCAGGAGGCAAACAAGAUCCUCGCCAAGUCCAAGAAGGGCAAGCUCCCCAUCGUUGACUCGGACGGCAACCUCGUUUCCAUGAUUUCCCGCUCCGACUUGAACAAGAACCAGGACUUCCCUUUCGCCUCCAAGCUUCCCGAUAGCAAGCAGCUCAUCUGCGCUGCUGCUAUUGGCACUCGCCCUGAGGAUAAGCUCCGUCUCAGGGGCCUGGUUGAAGCUGGUCUCGAUGUCGUCAUCCUUGACAGCUCCCAGGGUAACAGCAUGUACCAGAUCGAGAUGAUCAAGUGGUGCAAGGCCGAAUUCCCUGGCCUUGAUGUCAUCGGUGGAAACGUUGUCACUCGCGAGCAGGCUGCCGGCCUCAUCGCCGCCGGUGCUGAUGGUCUGCGAAUUGGAAUGGGCAGUGGCUCUGCUUGCAUUACCCAGGAAGUCAUGGCAGUUGGCCGUCCCCAGGCCGCCGCCGUCUACAGCGUCAGCUCUUUCGCUGCUCGCUUUGGCGUUCCUUGCAUCGCCGACGGUGGUGUCCAGAACGUUGGACACAUUGUCAAGGGUCUUGCCCUUGGCGCCUCCACCGUCAUGAUGGGUGGUCUCUUGGCUGGUACCACUGAGUCUCCCGGAACUUCCUUCGUGUCCCGUGAAGGAAAGCUGGUCAAGGCCUACCGUGGCAUGGGCAGCAUUGAUGCCAUGCAGGACAAGAAGGCCGGCGGUGGCGGCAAAGACAGCCAGAAGAGCAACGCUGGUACCGCCCGCUACUUCUCCGAGGGUGACAGCGUCCUCGUUGCUCAGGGUGUUUCCGGUGCCGUGGCCCACCGAGGAUCUAUCAACAAAUUCGUUCCUUACCUUGCCGCUGGUCUCAAGCACUCCAUGCAGGACUGCGGCAUGACCAGCCUGGCGGAGCUUCACCAGAGCGCUGAGGACGGCAUCCUUCGCUUCGAGAUCCGUACUGCCAGCGCCCAGCUGGAGGGCAACGUCAACAUGGAGUCUUACGAGAAGAAGCUUUACGCAUAA
This is a messenger RNA of Clonostachys rhizophaga, 1599 nucleotides long. Lineage: Eukaryota; Fungi; Ascomycota; Sordariomycetes; Hypocreales; Bionectriaceae. The record is from the annotation of a GenBank genome assembly.